AUGGAAACUCCACAGAAAGAGUUUCACUCAAACCAACCAACCCUCAACGAAGGAGAUAGCAUUCAAAACCAGCCCUCAGAACUCGAAAAACAACCAUCAAACCAGACGCCAGACCUUGAAAGACAGCCAACAAACCAGACCACCAAGACACAAACGCAAGGCCCAGAAAUAUUCCCGGAAACAGACCUCAGCCGUGGGAUAGUUGGCUGGGAAGGACAAGAUGAUCCAAAAAACCCUCAGAACUUCUCCUCUGGCAAGAAAUAUGGCUUGCUUGGGUUGAUCAGUGCCAUGACACUAGUCUCCCCACUGGCCUCGAGCAUGUUCGCACCAGCCAUCUCAUAUAUGGCAAGAGAGUUCAAGGAAACCGACCAAACAAUCUUGUCUUUCAGUGUCAGCAUCUACAUUCUCGGAUAUGCCUUCGGUCCGCUUCUGCUAGCUCCUCUGAGUGAAGUCUACGGUCGCCGUAUUGUCUUCAGCGCCGCAAACUGGUGUUUCGUCGUCUGGCAAAUUGGCUGCGCACUCGCAAACAACAUCGAGACUCUUAUCAUCUGCCGCCUGUUCGCUGGAAUUGGAGGCUCGGGUUGUUUGACACUCGGAGCAGGUGUCAUUGCAGACAUGUUCCCUCGCGAACAGCGUGGCAUGGCAACUUCCAUCUGGGCCAUGGGACCCUUGAUUGGGCCCGUGAUGGGUCCCAUUGCUGGUGGAUUCAUCGGCCAGGAAAUCGGCUGGCGGUGGGUUUUCUGGAUUCUGCUUAUUGCAGGAGGCUUGUUGUCUAUUGGUGUCGAGUUUCUUAACGAAGAGACGUACGCUGUUGUUCUUAUCAAAGCGAAAACCGAGAAACUCGCCAAGGAGACGGGGAGAACGGAUUUGCGCAGUGCCUACGAUGAGGAUGAUGAGCCCACUAAUGUGUCAGAUGUCCUAGUGCAAAGUUUCAAGAGGCCGAUGCUGCUGUUGUUCAAGUCCCCCAUUGUGCUCCUUUUGUGUGUUUACAUGUCGUUCGUUUACGGGUUGCUUUACCUCUUCUUCACCACUAUUUCCAGCGUCUUCACUGGACAGUACGGCUUCUCAUACGGUCUCUCGGGACUUGCAUAUCUCGGCAUUGGUCUCGGUUUCAUUCUCGGUCUUGCAAUCAUGGCCUUCACAAAUGACCGGAUGGUUAUGGCAGCAACAGCUAAGAAUGGUGGCAAGUUCGAACCCGAAAUGCGUCUCCCAAUGAUGAUCAUUUUCGCCUGCAUUCUUCCCAUCAGCUUUUUCUGGUAUGGUUGGUCGGCUGAAAAGCACGUUUUCUGGAUUGUGCCUAUUAUCGGCAUGUUGCCCUUCGGAGUUGGCAUGAUGGGCGUCUAUAUGCCCAUCCAGACAUAUGUGAUCGAUUGCUAUCCCAAAUAUGCAGCCUCUGCCAAUGCCACUUUGACCGCGACUCGCUCCCUGGUUGGAGCUUUGCUUCCCCUGGCUGGACCGGCGAUGUUCGAUGCUUUGGGUCUUGGAUGGGGUAACUCGUUGCUCGGAUUCCUCGCUUUGGCAUUCAUGCCGAUUCCAAUUGUCUUCAUCAAGUGGGGCAAGGAUAUCAGAUUGAAGUGGCCUGUUAAUCUUGAUGGCAAGAAAGCCUGA
Molecule: messenger RNA, 1608 nt
Organism: Penicillium paradoxum
Lineage: Eukaryota; Fungi; Ascomycota; Eurotiomycetes; Eurotiales; Aspergillaceae
Product: MFS transporter
Exons: 3
Coding region: 1-1608 (535 amino acids)
Biological process (GO): transmembrane transport
Cellular component (GO): membrane
Molecular function (GO): transmembrane transporter activity
Source: RefSeq, a predicted model, not a curated record